Messenger RNA from Colletotrichum costaricense, 1644 nucleotides. RefSeq names its product cystathionine gamma-synthase. The record is from RefSeq and is a predicted model, not a curated record. Lineage: Eukaryota; Fungi; Ascomycota; Sordariomycetes; Glomerellales; Glomerellaceae. The transcript is spliced from 2 exons. Gene Ontology annotation, molecular function: pyridoxal phosphate binding; cystathionine gamma-synthase activity. The coding region runs from base 1 to 1644 and encodes 547 amino acids. Gene Ontology annotation, biological process: transsulfuration.
AUGUCUGCCAAAAUCACGACCCCUUUUGGCCAAGCAGUCCCACCAGCACCUCGUCAUGCAGUCACUGUGCACAUGGGGCCGGAAUGGGAGAAUGCUGUGCAGUUCGGAGCUGAUUCAGCGUCGGUCAUUGCCAAGUUCAAGAAUACCUACCCUCGCACAAGACCACACCGAGAUAUUGCCCAACUUUCGGCAGCCGUACUCGAUAUUAUACAGUCUACGGACAGCGCCUGUCUCCUCUUUCCCUCCGUACAAUCCGCGAGGCAAUGUGUCGAAUAUGCCACAUCGAACAAACGCGACGAUGGAAUCGACAAGAAGCCGCUUGGACCCGAAGAGCUCGCGAUCCGUGCCUUUGUCGCCAAAGAUCCCUUCAUAGCUGUCAUUUUCCCGUCAGGAAAGUACCGUACUGUUGCUGGGUUCUGGAGCACUGUUGGCGUCGGCAUUACCUCUCGGUUUGCCGAGGCCAAUCUGUCUCAUCUGGAUAGGCUUAGAGAGAUCUCCUUGGAAGAAGCCGAAACUGGAAGGGCCAUCUUUGUCAGUACAGCUCACGAGGCUCUGCGACAAAGAAUCUUAUCCCUCCUCAAACGAGCGCCGUUACACCCCGACCUACCUCUGCCUGUUACCGCCAACGACAUUUACCUAUACCAGUCAGGCAUGGCCUCCAUCUACAAACCACACUCGUACAUGCUCGAUUAUUACAAAGGUGCAUCUGUUCUCUUUGGCAUGGCUUUCAUGGAUACACUUGUCACACUUGAGCAGUUUGGCUCUGAAAGCAAGUUCUUUGGCUCGGCUUCGGACGAGGAUGUCGUCCAACUAGAGGCGUACCUUCGAGAUAGUCGGGACAAGGGCCGGAAGGUGCAGGCCAUUUGGGUGGAGUUCCCAGCCAACCCAUUGCUCCAAUGUCCGGAUAUCGCCGAACUUCGCAGACUAGCGACAGAGUACGAUGUCGUCCUCGGGAUUGAUGACACUAUUGGAAGUUGGGCCAAUAUUGACAUGACCGCAAUGGCCGAUAUCCUUGUGACUUCUAUCACUAAGUCCUUUAAUGGGUACGCCGACGCAAUUGGAGGAACGGCUAUUCUCAACCCAGGAUCCCCAAAAUAUAAGGAGCUCAAACCGCUUUUCGACGCUCAUUAUGUGCCAGAGGUUCACACCGACGAUGCAGAGACUAUUGAGAAAAACAGUCUUGAUUAUCUUCAGCGCUCGGCAAAAUUGAAUACUAAUGCUAGUGCUGUGGUAAAUUAUCUACAUUCUAGAGCCCAAGACCCGAACAGUGCCGUCAGUCGGGUUUACUACCCUUCCGUCAACCCUCCCGCAGACAACUACAGACGCUUCAUGCGCCCUGAAACGCCCGAUUUCACUCCUGGAUACGGUUGUGUCUUCAGUGUUGAGCUUAGCGACUUGAAUACGGCAAAGGUCUUCUACGAUAACCUCAACGUACACAAGAGUGUACAUCUCGGCGCUCCCUUUACCUUGGCAUUUGCCUAUACGUUAUGUGCUUACCAGAAGAGAGUAGACUGGGCUGCUCAAUUCGGGCUGAAGCCAACGCAGAUUAGGAUAUCAGUGGGACUGGAGGAUACAGACACACUGGUUGAGGAUUUUCGAGUAGCAAUUGAGGCAGCUGAUGAAGCGAAAAAUACCGCUUCAUAG